Laccaria bicolor S238N-H82 is the source of this 672-nucleotide messenger RNA. RefSeq lists its product as uncharacterized. The record is from RefSeq and is a predicted model, not a curated record. The transcript is spliced from 5 exons. NCBI's taxonomy places the organism in Eukaryota, Fungi, Basidiomycota, Agaricomycetes, Agaricales, Hydnangiaceae. Bases 1 to 672 code for a protein of 223 amino acids.
AUGUCCCCAGUCUACAUGCAGCUCAGCGCAGGACGCCCUACAACUUCGUACAUCGCAACGCUGGACCGGUGCAAAAAUGAAAUUCUUUACAUCCCUCUUACUUGGUGUUUCUUUGACCAAUUUCUUCGUGUCUGCGUUACCAUUCUCUGGGAGGACACACAACUCUUGGCUCGUACUGACCGUGACGAUUUUGCGAAACAUGGAACGUAUAACAAGAAGGAUGUGGUCAAAUUUGUCAAAAAGAUCCCUUUGGCGAAAUUGAGCGGCUUCGGCGAUUCUACUCGAGUGAUACACUCGGUUGACGAAAACAAUAAACCGGCCAGAAACCGAGAAGAGAAACAAGACAGUGGGUUCCGGCUUGACAACCAAGGGAAGACUUGCCCGGGGGAGGACUACCACAAUCUUCAGGUGCAGAUAAAUGGUCAGGUCAAAGGCAAGUCCACUGUUGGCGGUAUCCUUGUAAAAGGUGAUAUGAGCCCCAAACGUGUUCGGGCGAAACUUAUACACGCAGUCAUGCACCCUGACAAAGUGCGUCAAUAUGCCAAGGGUGAGCCCAAGCGUAAGGCGCAAGCCGGACACUCACCUGACAAGUCGCGAAAACGUCCGAAAAAUGGAAAUAAAGGUCCGAAAGGUGGAAAUAAACCGAAAAGUGGAAAGGCCAAGCACAAGUAG